Molecule: messenger RNA, 3513 nt
Organism: Seriola aureovittata
Lineage: Eukaryota; Metazoa; Chordata; Actinopteri; Carangiformes; Carangidae
Gene: cyldl
Product: cylindromatosis (turban tumor syndrome), like
Exons: 15
Coding region: 317-2629 (770 amino acids)
Biological process (GO): protein K63-linked deubiquitination
Cellular component (GO): cytosol
Molecular function (GO): K63-linked deubiquitinase activity; cysteine-type deubiquitinase activity
Source: RefSeq, a predicted model, not a curated record
CACGACGUACUGCAGGUUGUCAACUGAUUUCUAAACAAACGGAACGCUUCCUUGUUAACGUUAAUGACCUCUUUCGAAGAAAUAUGUUGUUUAAUUGUUUAACAGACUUGUACUAACUUUGCUACAACUGUAACUUUAACGAGAAGAGAGAGAGAAAUACCAGCUGACGUUCUCUGAAAUGAAAUGAAAGGGGAAGUGAAACUUAUCAAGGCAGCUGGUUGGACAUAAACCACAAGGAGCGGAGAAACAACAGAGAGAAAACUUUAACGUUGCUGAACAAGUGAAGUACCCAGCUACAUCUCCUGGCCUCAGCAACAUGACAUCAACAGACAACCUUUACUUCAUCAUAAUAGAAACUCCUAAAUAUCCUGGAAACAUCAAAGCUGGCCGCAUAUGUUACAUCAGUGAAUACAGGUACACGUCAAUGCUCCAAAGAUGUGACUCUCCUUCAAAGUUGCCAGUCUACCCCUUCAACUUACGUACAUCUUUAAAUUAUGAGAUAGACUUGAAUAUCAUGAUGGCACUGAAUGCAGAGGAAGCCGAGUUGCUGCUGGCCCUGUCUGAGGACGCAGAGAGGCUGAAGUGGUUCAGAGAGGGAGCUGCUCUCCAAACAGCACGAGGACUCACUAAGGGAUCUACAGUUAUUGUGCAGGAAGGAGGAGAGGAGUUGAGAGGCAUCAUCCGCUACAUUGGAAGGCUGACUAAGCCAAAAUAUCCAUAUCCUUUAUCAGGAACUUUCUUUGGGAUUGAACUGCAGGGAGCAGACAAGGGGAAGGGGAAUACCGAUGGGUCCUUCCAGCAUGAAACCUUAUUUUCCUGUUCAAAAGAUUGUGGCGUUUUUGCCCCAUUCUCCAGAGUCAGGCCUGUGGUUCCCAGUUCCUUGUCGCCCUCUGUCCCAGAACCCUCCCACCAUCCACAGCCACAAACAGAAGAGCUAAACGUCGGGGACAGAGUCACUUACUUCAUCAGUAAUACAUGUCGCCAUGGAAUGGUGCUAGGUUUGGAGGAAGAGGAUGGAAAACAUUUUGUUUGUAUCUCUACAGAGACAGAUGAGAACGGGAAGAGAGGGGGUGAAGUUAGAGUUCAACUAGAGAGUGUCGCGAAGGGAGAGGUUCCUGCAGAUCCGGAGAGCAUGGACGUUGAAACACUGCCUGUGGAACCAAACACUGAUGAUCUGUACAUGGGUCUGACUGUGAACUCUCUGGUAGAGGUGACUUUGGGUGCAGGAAAUGCAUAUGGAAUCAUCCGCUGGAUCGGCACUCUGACUGAUUCAGGGAUAAUCAUGGCCGGACUAGAGCUGGAAGAAGAGAGGGGAGUGAGUGAUGGCACCUUUAAAGACAAGCGUAUCUUCACGUGUCCUCCCAAGAGAGCUCUGUUUGUGAAGCUGAGCUCCUUGCGUUCUGACUCACGCUUUCAAGCCAGUCACAGUGAGAAGAUGCCAAAACUGGAAGACACAGAGAGAGAAACAGAGCACAGCACAGGGAAGUUGGAGACUGUUCCUCCCAUCACCACUGAGCAGGUUAACCAGAUUCUGAUUGGACGAAUGAAGGGGAUCCAAGGCCACUGCAACUCCUGCUACAUGGAUGCUGCCCUCUUCAGUUUGUUUUCCUGCUCCUCUGUGCUGGACUCGAUGCUGUUUAAAUCAACAGCACCUCAAGAUACCCCAAUUCAGAACACACUGCUCCAUGACAUUGUCAACCCCCUCCGAAGUAAGGGCUUUGUGGAAGGACGGCACAUCAUGAAGCUGCGGCAGCAGCUGCAGAAACAUGGCUACAGUCACUCCUUCACCACGGAGGAGAAAGACCCAGAGGAGUUCCUCAUUGUCAUCAUGCACCAUAUUCUCGCCCUGGACCCUCUACUCAAACUCUCAGCUCAUGGUAAAGUGCAGGAUAGUUACUGCUAUCAGAUCUUCCUGGACCAGAACCACAGUCUGGUGCUGCCUACAGUCCAGCAGCUGCUGGAACAUUCUUUCCACAGUUCAGGACUCAAACUGGCAGAGGUGCCCUCCUGCCUCAUCCUCCAGAUGCCUCGCUUCGGAAAGAAAUUCAAGAUGUUUGACAAAAUCGUCCCCUCUCUGGAGCUGGACGUCACUGACCUCCUCUCUGAAGGUCCUCAGCAGUGCAUCCUAUGUGGACACUUGGCUGAGGAACAGUGCGCUGACUGUUUUAAAGAUCCCCUCUUCAGCCAGACGGGAUUCAAAGUUUUCUGCAAAGAGUGCUCAUCUAAGGUGCAUUGUCAUCCGCAGCGCCGGUCCCACCAGCCAGCUGCUCUGGACGUUCCCAAAGGUUACCUGGAUCACGGCAAAUCUCACACACAGAUGACCAGGGACAAACUGGAGCUGUUCGCUGUUCUGUGCAUCGAGACGAGCCACUACGUGUCCUUCAUCAAAUAUGGACCGAACAGUAAAGACUGGAUCUUCUUCGACAGCAUGGCGGACAGACAAGGAGAAAUUGAUGGCUUCAACAUCCCCGAGGUGCAAAACUGCCCUGAGGUCGGCGUGUAUUUGGAAAUGUCUCCCGCCGAGCUGGCCAAUCAGGUGCCUCGAGAUAUGAAAGGUGUGGCCAAGCGUCUCUUCUGUGAUGCCUACAUGUACUUGUAUCAGAGCACCAGCAUGUGCCUGUAUCGUUGAAAACCCCUCGGCUUACUCAUCGCACAACUUGUUGAUUAGAAAAAAAAUAUUGUUUCCUUGAUUGUUUGUGUAAUUUCCUUUUGCUUGAUUGCUUUACUGUUCUUUUAUGUAUGUGUGAAAAUACACACAUGAACAUUUAAAACUUGUAUAUUUAUGUCAUUUUCUGCUUUGCUCCUGGGAAAGUUUAUCGGGCUUGUAUAAUUUAUAGCAAUAUUGUUUUACUUCUGUAAUGUUUAAUGAGAAAAAGUACAAACUGAAAUUGCUUGCUCAAUAUUUUUGCACUAUAAUCUAAAAUUGACAAUCAUGCAGUGUGUGUGGGCAGAGAUAAUUGACAUGUUACACUGUACUAUUAGGGUUUUCUCUUGGUGUUUUAUAAUUAUGUGUAAAAGUUAUAUUAACAUUUUUAUAGUGAGAGUGAAGAAUUAUUGCAGACAAAAAAAAAGACAGCAUGUUAAGGAUUUCAGUGUGGCUUGUUAUAAAAGCCACAACUGCAGAUAUACAGUGUUGUUAAUUUGCUCAGUAACUUCACCAUUGCACCUUAAUGUUUUCUGACUAAUGAGAGUUUAACAUGGUGGCUGGACCAGUUACUUUAUAUACGUCAGUAAAAUUUGUUUCUGUUCUCUUGAAUGUGGAAUAUUUGAUAUUUGAAUUACACCUCAGGAAACAAUUUAUUGCUUUUUGAUAUGAAAAUGCUGUUUUGCAUCUAUCAGCAUCCUAACUGGUGUUUGAAAUAACAAUGGUAUAUUGCGAUGUUGGGAAAACUGCACUCAAAUGGCUACUUAGGGCUGAACUUGUGGCCUUUUCCAAUUAUGCUGUGUUUAUUGCUACUGUGUCUUAUAUACAGUACAAUGAAUAUAAUGAAUAAACACAAAUGAUAAAACAUA